This is a messenger RNA of Aspergillus bombycis, 744 nucleotides long. Its product is annotated as ribosome assembly factor MRT4. Gene Ontology annotation, biological process: ribosomal large subunit biogenesis; nuclear-transcribed mRNA catabolic process; rRNA processing. NCBI's taxonomy places the organism in Eukaryota, Fungi, Ascomycota, Eurotiomycetes, Eurotiales, Aspergillaceae. The record is from RefSeq and is a predicted model, not a curated record. Gene Ontology annotation, cellular component: nucleolus; preribosome, large subunit precursor. Gene Ontology annotation, molecular function: RNA binding. The coding region runs from base 1 to 744 and encodes 247 amino acids. The transcript is spliced from 2 exons.
AUGCCUCGUUCUAAGCGUGCCCGCGUCGUCCACGAGACCAAGACCGCCAAAAAGUCCCACAAGGAACAGACCAGACGCCUUUACGCCAACAUCCGUGAAUGUGUCGAGGAAUACAACCAUCUUUUCGUCUUCGGAGUUGAUAACAUGCGCAAUACCUACCUGAAGGAUGUGCGCACUGAGUUCGCCGAUAGCCGUCUCUUCUUCGGCAAGACCAAAGUCAUGGCCGUGGCACUGGGCCACAACCCCGAAUCCGAAGCAGCCACCAACCUGCACAAGCUCGUCCCCUAUCUGACCGGUGCCGUCGGUCUACUCUUCACCUCUCGCGACCCCGAGUCCGUCACCAACUACUUCGACUCCUUCCGUCCCCUGGACUUUGCCCGUGCCGGAACCGUCAGCACCCGGUCUUUCAGCAUCCCCAACGGCCUCGUGUACUCUCGGGCCGGCGAGAUCCCCGCCUCGGAGGACGAGCCCGUCAGCCACACGAUCGAGCCCGAGCUGCGCAAGCUGGGCAUUCCCACCCGUCUCAUCAAGGGCAAGGUUAUGCUCGAGUUGACCGGUGGCCAGGAUGCAUUCCCCGUUUGCCAGGAGGGAGAGGUUCUCGACUCGCGGCAGACGACGCUGCUCAAGAUGUUCGGUGUUGCCACUUCCGAGUUCCAUGUUGCGCUCAAGGCUCGCUGGACUCGGGAAAGUGGAGAGGUGAAGAUUUUGGAGAAGGACCAAAGUGGUAUGGAGAUUGAGCAGUGA